AUGAUAAGAACUGAUUCUUUAGUUAAUAAGACAAAUUGCUUAAGUAUAUUUCUAAUGAUUUGUAUCUUUGUUGCUCUUAAUCCUCCAUAAAAAACUAUUAAUAAUAACAGCUUUGAAAUUUUUGAAGUUGAAGUGAAUGAAUUCGAAAUUAAUUACUUUUUAGAUUAUGAUAUUGUUUACAAUGACACUGAUUAAUUUGGUCUAGAAACUGUUCAAAAUUGGUUACCAAUCUAAUCAGAAUUAGCUCAACUUAAUUUAGCUUUAGAUUAUUUUUCGCGAUUAAAUUUAGACAAAUUGAUUAAAUAACACAAUGAAUUUUAGAUUUAAGUAGAUAAAUGUCUCUAAUUAUCAUUGAAUUAAGAUCUAGAAAAUUUUCUAAAUAAAUUUAAUUCAACAAUCAAUAAUGAUAGUUAAAUAGCUGAUUAUAUGAAUAAUUUAUUAAAUAGAAGAAAUCAAUUACAUGAAUUUUAUAUGGAAAAGAAAAAUGAUCUAGAAAAUCUUAAUAAUGAAGAAAGAAUGUUAAAAUCAUUAAUAAUAGAAUAUCAAAUAAAUGAAUAAGAUUCUACAAUUUUAAAUAAGAAGAUUUUUAAUUUAAAUAAGUUGAAAUAAAUGAUAGAAUAAUCUAAUGAAGAAUAAAUUAAUUUGAUUGAGAAAAUCAAAUAUCAAAAAUCACUUGGAGAAGAAGAAGAUUUAAGUGAGUAUUAUAGAAAAGAUUAAGAUCAAGCAAAAAAAUUAAGACAAUUAUUUAAACCAGCUGGUACAAAAUAAGUAGAAAUACAUAAUGAAAAAUUGUAUGAUCUAGUAAAUGUAUUAGAUUAAAAUAUUAAAUAAUAUUCAAGUCCAACAGAAGUAUAUUUUAAUGGUUUGAACUUUUCUCCAGAACUAAGAAAAAAUGCUUUGGAAGAAUUACAACUUUAAUAUACAAGAUUAUAGAUGAAAUUAGAAUAAUAAUUGAAAAAUUAGGAAGAUUUAGAAAGAGAAAUUGAUGAACUUGAAAGGAAAAAAAAAGCAAAGGAAAAGAGAUAUGCUGAUGUGUUAAGUAAAUUAGAAAUGGUAAGAAAUAUUUAAAAGAAUUUAGAGAAAGAUUAUGACAUUGUAAAAUUAUAGAUAGAAGAAAUAACAAAAGAAAUUAAGAAUAUUAUGCCAAUAAAUAAUAUUGAAAAUAAUUAAAGAUUAAAUGUACAAUAACAAUAUAAAUGUAAUUAUUAAUAUAUAUAAUUAAAUAGAAUAUAUAUAUGAGCAUUUAGAUUAAGAUUAAAAAUGUGUUGAAAAAUGUGUUUAAUAUGAUUCAUUAAAUUAAUAAUUUUAUAUGGGUAGAUAUAAAUAAUCAUUGUAUUUGAUACAAAGACAUUUUUAAGAAUUGGACAAACUUUUCAAUGAAUUUAAAAUAUGA
Paramecium pentaurelia is the source of this 1393-nucleotide messenger RNA. NCBI's taxonomy places the organism in Eukaryota, Ciliophora, Oligohymenophorea, Peniculida, Parameciidae. The record is from the annotation of a GenBank genome assembly.